Messenger RNA from Amorphotheca resinae ATCC 22711, 1580 nucleotides. RefSeq lists its product as hypothetical. Gene Ontology annotation, biological process: coenzyme A biosynthetic process. The coding region runs from base 90 to 1319 and encodes 409 amino acids. The record is from RefSeq and is a predicted model, not a curated record. Lineage: Eukaryota; Fungi; Ascomycota; Leotiomycetes; Helotiales; Amorphothecaceae. The transcript has a single exon. Gene Ontology annotation, molecular function: dephospho-CoA kinase activity.
CCACAACUCGACGACCAGAUCUAUUUACAGCUCACUCCAGAUCCAAGUGGCCAUCUAUUCUCCCUGCUUCGCUCCAGUAUAUCCUCAGUAUGCCAAAACCCCUCCCAUCCCUUGUCCUUCUCCCCCCUCCUCCUUCACCAGCCACCCGGGCCUCCCUUUCCGCUGCAUAUCGUCCCUCCAUUACCUCCAUUGUCUCGACCCUGAAAGGCCUCGAGACUAGUACGGAGCUAUUGGUUGUGCUUCCAUGCCCAAGCCUCCACGGCCGAUUGCACCGCCCUAGAUCCGAGAUAUAUCACGAGGCUCAAGAGCUUCUGGCAGGCCUAUAUAGCCUGAUAUGCGUGGCAUGUGCGAAAUUAGGAGUCGAUGUUGAAUCAGAUACCCCCGGGGCUAUAGAUGCUCGUAUUCUGCUAUUAGACUACGGGUCAUCUCAGACCUAUUCAACAGAUCAUGAGACUACACUCGAUCCUUUUGUGUCGGGACCGAUCAUAGAUCUUCCCACUUUCUCGAUCACGCGACGCCGAUGGAAUCUGAUAUUCUCCGUGGAUGGUGAAGAGGGUCAGAAGGUGUUGUCGAGCUACACCAACCUUGCAAAUCGGAUUAGUCCUCCAGUGCUCGGCCAUUUGAGAACUGCCAGUGGUGGUGUCAGCCUGAUCCAGAAGAUUCCACAGCCUGCUCAGCAUUCCCGAACGUCUACCCCACAUAAUGUUAUUGCUGUCGGUGGUACAUUUGAUCAUAUUCACGCUGGUCAUAAACUCCUCCUUACAGCUACGGCUCUUCUCCUUCAGCCUGCCAGCAGAACUUCCACCAUACCCCGGAGAUUGAUUGUGGGGAUCACGGGCGAUGAACUUCUCAAAAAUAAGAAGUACGCCGAGUAUUUGAAGAGUUGGGACGAGCGGCAACAGGAUGUUGUCAACUUCUUACUGUCUAUCCUCUUGUUCACCCGCUCUGGUGCAGAGGAGAUUUUGGAGACUAUCAAAUUUGAUGAACCGGUUCCCAAUGGUCGGGCAAUUCACACGAGGUUGAAAAACUGCUUGUUGACAAUUGAGUGUGUCGAAAUUCAAGACCCCUUUGGCCCUACAAUCACAGAUGAAAGCGUUACGGCACUUGUAGUAUCAGGUGAGACUAGGUCCGGAGGUCAAGCGGUUAAUGACAAGAGGGCGGAAAGAGGUUGGGCUGCACUGGAGGUCUUCGAGGUGGAUGUUCUAGAUGCACAAGAACAUGAGGAAGGGUCAGCCAAAACAGAAGAUUUUGCGUCCAAGAUUAGCAGCACAGCAAUCCGAAAAAGCAAGGCCGAGCGUGCUCAAAAAUCGGCACUCUAGACGUGGUAGUUGGAAACUUUGAAGGCUUUCGUGUAUGCUCUCUUCCUCGUCUGGUCAACCUCGAUGUUCUUGUCGCGCAUCAGAGCGAGUUUCUUUCUUCUCUACGGAGUGUUCAACGUCGAUUAACCUCUUCCCUGAAUUCCAGUUGUCAGCCUAUGCCUGCCCGAAUCUGGUCAAUCACACUAUUACAGGUGCACAACGUUGGAGUACCUACCUUAGGUAUGUAUGCACUGCAGACGACAUGGCUGCGGCUGGGCUGCC